Varanus komodoensis (Komodo dragon) is the source of this 5770-nucleotide messenger RNA. RefSeq names its product methionine sulfoxide reductase A (gene MSRA). NCBI's taxonomy places the organism in Eukaryota, Metazoa, Chordata, Lepidosauria, Squamata, Varanidae. Gene Ontology annotation, molecular function: peptide-methionine (S)-S-oxide reductase activity. The transcript is spliced from 6 exons. Gene Ontology annotation, cellular component: cytoplasm. The coding region runs from base 29 to 742 and encodes 237 amino acids. Gene Ontology annotation, biological process: cellular response to oxidative stress. The record is from RefSeq and is a predicted model, not a curated record.
CGUAGCGAAAGCUCGCGGAGGAGGGGCGAUGAACUCUGCCGCUUGUGGCCGGCGCCUCCUUCUUACUCUUGUCGCCAUGGGAGAAGCUGCUUCUUCUUUUUCUUCUUCUUCCCUCAAGAUGUUCAGUAAACAAGAGGCUUUGCCCGGCAGGGACCGGAGCCUCAUUCGCAUCCUGGGGAAGCAUCAUGUGAAUGGAAACAGCAUGGUCGAACCUUUUCCGCAGGGACUGCAUAUGGCGAUGUUUGGGAUGGGCUGCUUUUGGGGAGCUGAGAGGAAAUUCUGGAGGCAGAAAGGAGUCUACUCAACUCACGUGGGUUAUGCCGGAGGACAGACCCCGAAUCCCAUUUACGAAGAGGUUUGCUCAGGGAGAACCGGCCAUGCUGAAGUAGUCCGAGUGGUGUUUCAGCCAGAAACCAUCAGCUUUGAGAAACUGCUCAAGGUCUUUUGGGAGAAUCAUGACCCAACACAAGGGAUGCGGCAGGGAAAUGAUGUUGGCACGCAGUAUCGGUCUGCCAUCUACACAUUCACCCCAGAACAGAUGGAAGCUGCCUUGAGAUCCAAGGAAGAGUACCAAAAGGUGCUGGCAGAGAAGGGCUUUGGUGCCAUCACAACCGAAAUCCGUGAAGCUCCGGAGUUCUAUUAUGCGGAAGAAUAUCACCAGCAGUACCUCAGCAAGCACCCCAAUGGCUACUGCGGAAUGGGGGGCACCGGGGUCCCCUGCCCCAUCGGUCUCAAGGAGUGAUUCUUGGAAGCAGGACUUCGCCGGAGCCUUAAAAUUCUGCGUAAACUGUUAAGGGGGGGUGCUUUGGAUUUGCAAUAGGGCUUAACUGCAGUCUCCGCUGGAUUAAAUCAAUGGCACUUACUUAGACACAGGGAAAGGCUGAGAGCUGAGUAGCAUAUGGGAAAACGAUACACGUGCUUUCUUUUGUCAAGGGUCUCCUCGUCCUUCUGAGCAGAUCAGGAGCAAGGCUUUCUAGCUAGAAGUCUUUGUUUGGCUCAGGCUUGCUAGCUAGGCUGGUUUUGUGCCACAGAAGUCAGCGGCAGAAGAAAGGUCGGGUGCUGGACUAGCAAAAAGCAGCGUAGCGAUUUGAAGUUGCCUCUGCCUGCUCCCAGAUCGGCUUGCUCCCCAGACUUUCCCACAGAACUGCUGGAUUCUCCACCGCUGCUUGCCUUAGCUCUGGGCCCUCCUGGCCUUGGCAGGGCAGCUGUGGAUUGCAGCCCUUCCGCAACCCUUGAAGGUUGGAUUAUGGAAAGCGGAGGCCCCAUCCGUGUGUUCUUCUUGGACUGUACCAUUACCAACUGCAGGCAGGGGAAAGCAAGAGCUGUCAAUCUGCCAACCGCACAAAUACAAAAUCUGCUAAGAGAAAGUCGGCACAUCCAAGCAAGGUUUAUACCUGUCCCAUUGUACUAACUUGGGCUGGCAUGCUAGCUUGGUAGGGAGAAGGUGCUUGGCAGGAUAGGGUGGAGUUAGACUGCCUCCCUUGAAAGAAAACCAGGAAAACACCCCCACCAUCACAAAAAGUCCUGAAUUCCCUCUGCCCUUUUAUAGGGGAAGAAGGCCCCCUAAGAAUGGCAAAGGACAUUCAGUAGCUUGCUUUGUUUUGUGUUCUUUUCGUUUUGUUUUGCUUAAGUAUAGGAACAUUAAGCAACUGCAGCUUCUCCAUCUGUAGUCUGGAGUGGUACAGUCCAGGAAGGCCUGUACUAGGCUACUCUGCUGAAUAUGGAUGCACCAGAAUCCCACCGCUAAAAUCUGCUGUCUCUGUGGUCCUAAGGUUUUCUAAGAUCUUACACACUGAAUGCCAACACAAAUUUCCACACCAUGCUAGAAAUCUGAAGGAGAAAGAUGAGGCUGUACAUUCUCAAGCAAGAGGCAGAAGAGAUGCUGGGUAAAACUUUUAUUGUGAGCUGCCUUGAGAUCUUUGGGUAGUGGGCGACAUAUACAUGGAAAUAUAGAUAGAUAAAGAUGAUCCCACUGGAAGUGAGUCUGGGGUGAAGGAGCUGCAAGCAGGGACUUCCACCCCCCCCGCCCCAAACCGAUGCCAGGGUAUAUUUAGGCCCGUUGGCCAUAGCUAGCCCCCAAGCCUUGUGCUGUAUUGGGGCCACAGUCUCUGUGUGUGUUACACUGGCAGAAGCUAAUUUGGGCUAAAGGAACGCCAAGGUCCUGGUUUUAAAUCCUAGCCGUGGCAUAAAGCUUUGACUAUCCUCUUGGGACGAUGAGGACACGGGCUGAAGGAAAGCGUGAGCACCAAGUGCUUUGACUCCCGGGAGGUUCCGUUGCUGAAGGAGCCGCUAAGCCAAAUGCCUGUGGUACGAAAGACAACGCUGCCAUUUCUUAAGAUCUUCCGCUCAGGGUACCUUUGCGUUCGCACCAGCAAUGUCUGUGGCAUGCCAGGAUGCCGUAGAACGGAUUCCCUGUUCCUCUCCCCACCUAACCUCACUGAAACGAAGAGAAGACGGCAUCACGUGCGGUGCAGUGCAGGAGCUCAAUCUGCCAGGGGAUCCCCUGGCUUGUGGGUGCAGUUCGAUGAAUUUGCAGAGCCUAGGAGUUGCUUAGCAGCCCCGGUCUUCCCCAGAUGCCACCUUCCCUUCCCCAGCCCACCCCUGUUCCCCCAAUCCACAAAUCAUUUGGUACUUCGCUUGUUUCCUCCUAUUUUGAAGGUCGGAGUGCCUUUUCUACAGCUUAGCGUUUUGCAGCAAGGGCUUUCACGCAAGAAUAAACGGGUAUUUUUGACCUCGCCCCUCCCGCCCUCCUCUCCAAGAGUCCUGAAACCUUCCCAGAGAUGGAAUCUAGCCCUCUUCUGGAAAGCAGUGCAGCGGGAAGGCAGCCGACAAGGCCGGGGGAUUGGCUGGGUCAAACCCUCCCAUCUGGUCCUUAAACAGUGUCCCUGUUGAGCUCCCCGUUAAUGAAAGCACCGGUCCUGAGACUGCCCCGUACUGCUCCUCUCGGCCGACUUUCGCGUGCUGUGGCACACCUGCCCCCUGCUUGAAGCCACGAUCCCGCAACCCUUUCAAGGCACCCUCGUCUCGCCCCACGGCUCGCCGGCGGGAGCAGGCCGGUUCGCUGCUCGAGGAAGCCCAGGCCCGUGGCGUUGUGUGGCAUGUUAUACCUCUGAAUUGUUCUGCUGCUCACUGUCAAGGAAACGAGCACGAUCCUGGGUCUUGCAGCCACGGGGGUGAAAAGGAAGCGCACGGGAGCAAGGACUGUGGCAUGGUUCUGCCUCUUUCCUCGUGCCACCGUCGCCUCUCUGGUCUUUGGUCGGAGGGCAGCAUUCGCUCCCCUGCCGCACGCGUGUGCCCGCACGGGGCCGGGCGAGCCCCCUUUGGGCUUGGACGGGUGCCUUCCACAGAGAGCAGCCCAGCUUCAGCACCACCGUGCGUGGGCCCCUGCGUUUGACCUUGCGCCAGUGCCGAUGCUGCAGCAGACCCAGCGUGUCCGCAGUGGCUUCCAGAAAAUCAAUGGCCCACUUUGGCUAGCGUCCUGUCCCUUUUGUUCUGCUGAUUCAUCAGCACUUAGUGGUGGGUCAUUCCUAGUUCAAUUGCAGCUUGCAGUCGUUUGAGUUCUGCAUCCCCGCCUCCUCUUUCAGUCCUUCCUGGCCUCUCAGAGCCAUUAGAGUAAGGAUCCCGGUAAACAGGCCCUUGGACACAAUGGUCUCUCCUGGUGGAGGCCUUGCCCUCACGUGAAGAUGUCCUGUGCAAAUUCUUAGAGGGGCGGCAAACGCAACCGAGGUUUGAAGGCCAGGUUUCUUGUGGCACAGACGUGUGUGGACAAAAGGUGCUCAGCUGCCAUAUCUGAAAAAUGCAGAGAAUGAAAAAUACGAAAAAAGUCGAGAGGAAAGAGAACGGAAAGCAUCAGCACAAGGUGACAACACCGAGAAAUUUCCAGGCGUCAGAUGUGCACAAGGACAGUGGUGGGUCUCUGUAGCCCUAACGCACUGCGCCUUCUGGUGCUCAUUCCACGGUGGCAGCGGGGAACUCGUUCCUGACCCAGCGGAGACCGAAACCAAUAGGGUCCCUCGACAAAUCCUCCUUCGUCGAUUCAGCCCUGCCCUUGCCCUUCUGGUGUUGUGGCGUUCAUGCAGUGGUGGUUUUGAGAGACCAAAAUAGUUUCCCAUUCUCCACGGGCACUUGUUUUACACUUUCUGGAAACAAAAUCGAAAUUAUAUUUUACUUGGGUUAAACAGUUUACAACCCCCUUUUUAAAGCUAGCGGACAUGCCCCCCUCCCCGCAGCAUCAGUGUCUCUCUGAAAUAUUAACACCGUUUCGACUGACUCACUGGUAGAGAAUGCCACCCUUCAUCUAUCUCCCUUGGGCCCAGCCAUCAUGGCCAGUGGCCAGGGGCAAGGCAGCUUGUAGUCCAGCAUCUGGGAGGCCGCAGACUCUUCACCCCUUCACCUAAUUGGCUGCAAUUCUGCCCCUUUUUGGUCUCCUCUCCAGACCCUCCUGAGUCAUAAAGCAAUGCAAGGAGGGGGGUAUAGGAGCUGAAAAGCGACUAGGCUUGUCUGGGCCAAAAGAGUGGCAGAGUCUCAUGGAAGCAUAAAAGGCUGAGGGCAACUGCAGAGGGAGAGAUCCCGACUCGCUGACGGCCUUGCAGGCAGUUUCUUGGAGCACAGAAUUGCUCCCUUAAAGUCUGAGUGCGGCAGAAGCUUUCGCGGAAUAGAGUCCAUUUGAUUAGACACAUAAAGUAUACAGGUAAGCAUGCAUCAUGCACAUUUCAGCUUAGCUGACUGAAAUAACACCCACGGAGUCCCGCACCCCCAAGAACCGGGCAAGGGACUGAAUAGCGGUCUUGCCACUCACGGUCUUCGAUCAGCCCUCCUCCAGCGGCUUUGGACAGCACCUUCCGGCAUUCCUGUCCUGCUUGGUGGAGUUGGUGGAAGGACAUCCCAUAGGCUGGCCUCCGCUUCCUACAGAACUCAUGAGACGGCACUGGAAUUGGCACUGGAACCAAAGCAGCCUUGCAGGGCAAUUCGUGGACGUUAUCCUGACUGUGCGAUUCAGCAGGGUUUACUUGGAGAGUAAAUCCUCAGGAGGGCUCCAGCUAGACAGGUGAGGUUCUCGCAGCACGGAUUCCGAAUACUGGGUCACCACUGAGGUCUCGGCCAUCUGCGGGGACUGGGCAAGGUGUUGCGGAACGCUCUCGUCAGACAAAGUGCCAAAGUCAACCGUGUUAUUGUGUUCAGAAUAAUGUCCUGGGCCACACUGAAUGGCGUUCAUUUCCGGCAUAACCAUGCUGCAUUUCUGAAGAGUCCUGACUAGAUCUUUUCAUAAAUGCACCAGAAUUCAUGCAAAGGUAUAUUCUUCAGUGAUAAUGCAGAACAUUGCUUUAUCAGUAAUAAGAACGCUACUAUACUCAGUAUUUCUUUAACUUUUCUUGACUGAUUUUUUGGUGCACACUGCCUGAUUCCAUGUAUAGAAUUCCCAGGAAUGACGUGCAAUAUUUAGGUUGAUCCCAUAAUCCCAUUUUCUGUCGACCUUGUUAGGAAACUCAUCUCAGCCUUUCUGCAAUGCAUUGAAUGUCCAUGCUCUUUUUGGGAUGCCUGGUCUUUGUACUUUAUUGGUAACCUAUGCAUUCACACGUCUUCUGGAAUGAGGGAGGACUUUGUUCAAGGUGAGAUUUGUUUUUAAAGUGAAAACAGCCUCAAAUUAGUGCUGCCAAGCCCAAGCCAUGAACAAAUGUCAGUCAUAGAAAGACUGCUGAGUCUCAGAAAAUGUCGGUCGGGAUAGCCACCCUAAAUCUCGAUUAAAGCUUAAUGAAUUGUGGGAACCCUG